This is a messenger RNA of Didymosphaeria variabile, 2835 nucleotides long. Its product is annotated as U3 snoRNP protein. Gene Ontology annotation, cellular component: CURI complex; small-subunit processome; UTP-C complex. Gene Ontology annotation, biological process: tRNA export from nucleus; rRNA processing. The coding region runs from base 1 to 2835 and encodes 944 amino acids. Lineage: Eukaryota; Fungi; Ascomycota; Dothideomycetes; Pleosporales; Didymosphaeriaceae. The record is from RefSeq and is a predicted model, not a curated record. The transcript is spliced from 2 exons.
AUGGCGCCGGCAACAAAGCGCAGGAAGCUGAAGCACGAGGACGAGAGUAGCGAACCCGACGGGAGCGCCGCGGACAACCAUGUUGACGGCGCAUUUCCGAGCGACAAUGAUGAGCGCGACGUAAACGAUGGCUCGAUGGAUGAUCUGGAGCUUGUCAGUGAUAACGGGAGCUCAACCGAGGCUUCCCUUGAGGAAGAUGACGAAGACGAGGAUAUUGAAGAGGAAGAAGAGGUGGCGAUUGAGACUGUAACAAAGCAGCAGAGAGUUGCAACGAAUGCACAGGAUGGGGGAAAAGCGAAACCGCACAGACAUUCAGAUGCGCAACUGCAAGACGGAACUUAUACAGCGGAGACAUUCAAGUCGAAUGUGUUCAAGCUACAAGUCGACGAACUUCUGGAUCAGGUGAAGCUGAAGUACAGCAAGAAGGAAGCAUCAGCGGAGAAUGCCAUGCGGACGCUGAAAAUCAUUAUCGAGCAACUUCCGAGCCGGGAACCACAAUUGCUCGCUGGAGCAGAGACGAGUCUUAAAGCAUCCGGUGUAGCGAUCCCGUUCCCAAGCCCGCCUCCGCCGACCGAUGUAAAAUACAAAUUUCGAUAUGAGCGCCCUGCAAGCAUAAAUGCUACCGGCAGCUACCCACUGAAGACUGCGACCCGGUCGGAAGAGGGCAUAGGUAUCGACCUUGUCGUGACAAUGCCGAAGGCUAUCUUCCAGGAAAAGGACUACUUGAACUACCGAUAUUUCUACAAGCGCGCAUUCUACCUGGCAUGUUUGGCAGCUGGCAUAAAGAAGUCGAAGGAGCACAAAUUCAAGUUGUCGUUUGAUUGCUUAAACGGGAAUCAGCUGCAGCCUAUACUUGUCGUUCGACCGAACGGCAACGGCGAUGGCGAUGACUUUUCAAAUUCGAAGUGCCGCAUUGACAUCCUCCUAGCAAUGCCUGAAGGCAUUUUCCCGGAUGCGAAACUGCUUCCAAAGGCAAACUGUAUACGGCCCAAAGGCGAUGACAUAGAAAGCGACAAUAAGCCCCUCACUUCGACUCCAUUCUACAACAGCACCCUUCGAUCCGAAGUGACCGUCACUCCUUAUCUCAAACUACUCCAUUCCAGCGCUGCGAACUGUGAUGCGUUUCAAGAUGCAUGCAUCUUGGGCAGAAUCUGGCUGAAGCAGCGCGGAUUCGGUAGUGGACUUCGCAAGGGAGGCUUCGGUAACUUCGAGUGGGCAGCACUUAUGGCUCUUCUAAUGCAGCCGAAUCCUGGAGCUGGCGCGCCUCCUCUUUCUAGUGGCUACAGUAGCUAUCAGCUGUUCAAAGGUACCCUUCAGUUUUUAGCCCGGCACGACCUCUCAAAGAAAGCGUUUUCACUCCAGGCACGCGACGUUGCUUUCCCAAAAAGCGGACUAGCUCCGAUAUUCUUCGAUGGUCCACGGGGCUUGAAUAUACUGUUCAAGAUGACAACAUGGUCUUACGCGCAAUUGCACCUCGAGGCUAAGAUCUCUGUUGAUACAUUGGGAGAUGUAUUAUUCGACCAAUUCGAUUCUAUCUUCAUUUUACGCACGGAUCUAAAACGUUACCGGUACGACGCAACCCUGGAACUGCCCAUAGGCGCACUUGGGCUUGAUCCAACCCAGAAAAGUUACGAGGAUCAACUGGCCGGCACUUGCCAGAAAAUCUAUACUACCCUAAUUCGAGCACUUACCGACAGAGUGACGGCUCUGGACUUGUCACUUCGCGCUCAUUCUACCUGGUCGGUCACUACGAGCAGACCCAGUGACGACGCACGAGACCGCCUUCUAAUCAACAUCGCGACCGAUCCAGCCAACGCUAAUCGAACGGUUGAUCAUGGACCAUCAGCGGAAAACAAACAAGAAGCUGCAUCUUUCCGCAAGUUCUGGGGCGAUAAGUCUGAGCUCAGACGCUUCAGAGACGGUAGCAUCCUCGAGAGCGUGGUCUGGUCAACAAAAGAUGCAUCUGUGUCCGUCCUCGAGCACAUCGUCCUUUACAUCCUCGCCAAGCACGUCAACGACGGUAUUCGCGAAAACGCACACUUCACCUAUGACUCUUUUGCUGGAGUAAUCUCAUCUGGUCGUUUACAAGGGCAGUCAGGCGUCACAGCAUUCGCACCGAUUAUGGCAGCUUUUACGCAACUUGAAAAGGAUAUCCGCGAGCUGGAGGAAUUACCACUUUCUGUUCGACAUAUCCGGGGUGCUGAUGCGCAGCUGCGCUACACUUCGGUCGAUGCCCAACAGUCCACACCGGCAUCUAUCGUACUGCAACUUGAAGCCUCCGCACGGUGGCCUGACGACCUGUGCGCCAUCCAAAGAACGAAGAUCGCGUUCCUCCUCAAACUUUCCGAACUGUUGUCUGCUAGCCACAAAACCUACAAGGCUCAGGUUGGGUUGGAGAAUCCAUCACAGCCAUCGCAGAACCAGGCUUUCCUUGAUAUUACCCUCAAAACAGGAAAGCACGGCGUGCCAGACUACGCAUUUCGGCUUCGUAUUCAUCAUGAUCGUGAAGCUACAUUGCUAGAACGACAAUUAAAGGACAAGACGUUGGAUGCGCAAUCGCGUGAGUCCGCUGCUCUAGCGCUUGCGCUAUACAGCCGAGACUUCCUGCGCGUGCUAUCCCAUACGCAAACGGUUCAGAACCUGUGUACACGCCACACGGCGCUUUCGCCGGCUAUACGAUUGACAAAGCGAUGGUUCGACUCGCAUCUUCUAUCACCUCACGUUGCUCCAGAACUCAUCGAGCUUCUAGUUAUUCGCACGUUUCUGCAACCGCACCCCCUGGCCCGUACCUUCAUGUGCCACGACCGGCUUCUUACGGACGCUGGCUUGGAUUAG